AAUUAUAAGAUAUUUUUAUUUCGAUUAAGUCAAACAUUGUUGAGACAGAUUAGUAAUAAAAUAAAUAAACAUGUUCCGUUUAGUAAAGGUUACCGAGAAUGCGUUUUUACCUGCUAUAAAAUAUGCCAGGGGUAUGUCUGUGGCAACCAAUAAAGAACCAGAGAAGCCAUCAAUCAAGACGGCGGUUCCUGGGCCCAAGACUCAGCAGUUGUUGGGUGAACUGAACAAUCUACAGCAAGCUCAAUCUGUGCAACUGUUCGGCGACUACGACAAAUGCGUCGGCAAUUACUUCGUGGACGUGGACGGGAACGAGUUUCUAGAUGCUUUUACCCAAAUAUCAUCAGUUCCUAUAGGAUACAACCACCCUGCGUUGUUGGGAGCUUUUGAAGAUAAACAUGCCCUUAAAUCCCUUAUCAAUCGGCCAGCGCUCGGAGUAUUUCCACCCGCCGACUGGCCAUCGAAGUUGGCGAGCGUGUUGCUGCCCGUGGCGCCGCGCGGCCUGGACCACGUGUCCACGAUGAUGUGCGGCUCGUGCUCCAACGAGAACGCCUACAAGGCCGUGUUCUUCUGGUACCGCACCAAGCAGCGCGGGGGCAAGGUGGACUUCGCGCCGGAGGACACAUACUCCUGCAUGAUGAACCAACCUCCCGGGUCGCCGGACCUGGCUAUCAUGUCUUUUGAGGGAAGUUUCCAUGGUCGCACCUUCGGAGCCUUGACCACCACGAGAUCGAAGCCGAUACACAAAGUAGAUUGCCCAGCCUUCGAUUGGCCCGUGGCCCCGUUCCCGAGAUACAAGUACCCACUCCAUGAGAAUGAAGCCUACAACAAUCAGGAAGAUAAAAGAUGCCUGGAACAAAUAGCGCGCAUCAUAGAAGAGCGUGAGAAAUCCAGCAAGCCGGUGGCGGGCAUAGUUGUGGAGCCGAUACAGUCCGAGGGAGGCGACCACGAGGCGUCCCCGGCGUUCUUCCAGAGCCUUCAGCAAGUCUGCAAGCAAACGGGAGUAGCUCUCAUCAUAGACGAGGUUCAGACCGGGUGCGGGCCGACGGGCAAGAUGUGGGCCCACGAGCACUUCGACCUGCCCUCACCCCCGGACCUAGUCACGUUCAGCAAGAAAAUGCUCACGGGCGGCUAUUACACCUCUGCUGCGUUCAGGCCUGCACAGGCGUACAGGAUUUUCAACACCUGGAUGGGAGACCCAGGCAAGCUUAUCCUCCUGGAGCAAGUACUUCGCGUCAUUCAGCAAGAGAAUCUAUUAAGCAAUGUCCAGAAAACUGGAAAAGUUUUGAAAGAUGGUUUACAUGAUCUCGAGAAAGAGUUCUCCAACACGAUAAACAGUGUGCGCGGUCGCGGCACGUUCCUGGCGUUCAACGCGCAUAAUGCUAGCUCGAGGGACAAGAUCAACAAUGACUUAAAGAAAAAUGGCGUGCUAGGCGGCACCUGUGGCGAGGCGGCCAUCCGCCUGCGGCCCGCGCUCACCUUCCAGGAGAAACACGCCCACAUCUACCUCGACACCCUCAGGAAAACACUCAGGGAACUCUAAAUGUACCUCCAUUCAACACAACCACGUUUAAUACGGAUUUCAUUUUAAGCUGAC
This is a messenger RNA of Cydia amplana, 1594 nucleotides long. Its product is annotated as 4-aminobutyrate aminotransferase, mitochondrial-like. Gene Ontology annotation, cellular component: mitochondrion. The transcript has 9 exons. NCBI's taxonomy places the organism in Eukaryota, Metazoa, Arthropoda, Insecta, Lepidoptera, Tortricidae. Gene Ontology annotation, molecular function: pyridoxal phosphate binding. Bases 71 to 1540 code for a protein of 489 amino acids. The record is from RefSeq and is a predicted model, not a curated record. Gene Ontology annotation, biological process: GABA catabolic process.